Molecule: messenger RNA, 2559 nt
Organism: Naegleria lovaniensis
Lineage: Eukaryota; Heterolobosea; Eutetramitea; Acrasida; Naegleriidae
Exons: 5
Coding region: 1-2559 (852 amino acids)
Molecular function (GO): protein binding
Source: RefSeq, a predicted model, not a curated record
AUGCUGCCUCCUCUCGAACGCUUUCUCAUUCUCUCCGAUGAGGCUGAAUUCGAGAAUUAUCGUCUCAAGAAUGAAAAUCAUCACGAUGCUAGUGAAGAAAUACUCCACUUGACAUCAUGUAUUUUGAACGGAAACUUCUUUCCAAUUCACGGUGAAUCGUACCAAAAAGUCUUCUCUUCAAUAUUUGCAUCUCUGUCAAGCCUCGACGGUACUCAAAAUUAUGCAACAAUUAAAUCAUUAUUAGAUGAAUGCUAUCAGAAUUUAGAGAAAUCCAUAUCGGAAUUUGUUGAACAGACUCCACAAAAUUCAAUACUCCUUUUACUCUAUGGUAUUCUUUAUUUACAUACUAGUGAAUAUUUACAAGUUGAAUCAACACAUAAUAUUGCAAAGUAUAUUCAAAAGUAUGCCAUUUCAAAACUUUCAAUUAAUGGAGAGACCGCUUUUGCCAUGACAACAAUUCCACACUAUUUACUUGUUGCAAAAUGUUUUUUGGAUAACAACCUGAUUAACAACUUGGAAAGCUAUGAGUGGUGGAGAGUUAGAGUAAAUAUCAUUCACCAAAAGUUGAUGACCUUUUCGACCGAAACUUUGUUAAAUGCAGUUACUAGAAGCUUUGAAAUUUUGGAUUCAAAAUUCCCAACUGAGAAUUUCAAUGUAGAAGAUGAUGAAUUGAUUGCAAGAUAUUAUGUUGAGAAGGGAUUAGUAGAUUAUCACUUUAAUAGACAAAAAUUUGCUCAACAUAGUUUUGAAAAAGCUAAACUUGUUACUGGCCUCUAUCUUAAUGUGACAGGAAAACUUGGUGUGAAAACCAAAUAUCAAUCUUUUAAAACCUCACACCUUGUGUUAGAAGCAAAAAGUAGAACAGUUGACAACAAGACAGAAGAAUCAAGACUUCCUGAGGUUGUGCAACACUAUGAAGAUACUCAUUUACUUGAAAAACCGUCCAUCGACUUGGCUGAAAAUGAGCAAGAUUUAUCAAAAUCUGUUUUGCGAGUCAUCGAUCAAGUGAUCAUUCUUGCCAAGUGCAUGGACCUAAAGAACACGAACCCAGAGCAUGGUCUUACCAAAGAAGAAAUGAUGCCAUAUAUUCUCAGAGUCAUUGAGCACCCACAAAAUUGGCUUGUUCAAUCCACAGCAUUAUGGCUACGAGCCAGGCUGGAGAGUGACAAAAUUAAUCACCUAGUUCGAAGUAUUGAACAGUUUGAAAAGCUUGUCUCUCACUUGAAAGAUACUGAACCAUCUGUUUCCUCACGUAUCAAAUAUUUCUAUUGUCUUGGGUAUCCGCCAAUAUUUGACUUGCAGAGAGAAUUGGCAUUUAUUUACUCGAAAUCAGGUCUCCUUGAAAGUUCUCUAGUGAUUUUCAGAAAAUAUGGAAUGUUUGAGGAAAUUAUGAAAACUCUCAUUUCUCUUGAUCAAGAAAAUAGAGCAAAGAAAGUGGUUAUUGAAAAGUUAUUGGAAGAGCCAGAUAAUCCUCUCUUAUGGUGUAUGCUUGGAGAUUUGAAACGUUCUGAAAAUCUUCGUCAAGAAUAUCAUGUCGAAGGUGAAGAACAAAUUCUCUCUCAAUACCCAACUUGUGUGGACAUGUAUUUGAAGGCAUGGGAAGUUUCAGAAAAGAGAUUUGCAAGAGCCAAACGUGCCCUAGGAUAUUAUUACACUGAAAAACAGGAACAUGAAAAAGCCAUUCCUGAAUUUGAGGAAUCUCUUGCGCUUUCUGCUUUGCACACAAAUGCUUGGUUUAUUUACGGAUUUUGCUGUAUGAGAUGUGAAAAGUGGGAUAAAGCACAAACUGCUUUUUCCAGAGUGACACAACAAAAUCCAGAGGAUGCUGAAUCAUGGAGUAAUUUAGCCAAUGUUCGUUUACAUCAAGGACAAAAAAAGAGUGCAUUCAUAGCGUUGAAAGAAGCAGCUCGAUUGGCAUACGACAGCUGGAAAAUAUGGCAAAAUUUCCUCUAUGUUUCUAUUGAGGCCAAUGAAUUUGAUUACGCCAUUACAGCAGUUAAAAGAUUGGUAGACAUCAAAGAAGACAAAAAACUUGACACGGAUGUUUUCUUCUUAUUUUUGAGGGUGUUAAAGAUUUUAUUGGAAAAGUCGCCCGUACCUCAUGGAGAACAUCUGAAAGAAGAAUUGUUGAAGAUGUUCGAAAAGAUUACUGAUAAAAUUUCGUUAGAUCCUCAUGUUUGGAAAUCUUAUGCUGGAUACUAUGAAAUUUUAGCAGAUUCCAUCAAAGAUGAAUUGAGCGAAGAAAAAAUCAAAUAUUUGGAGCAAGCUGUAGAUAAGCGACAAAGGCUAUGCAGAAGUUUGCAAAUGUCAGGAUGGGAAAGAGAAAAAUCUAAGUUUGAAUUGGUUGCCUUCUCGGUUUCUGAGCUUGUAAAAUUGCAAAUUCGUGUGGCCAAAUGGUUCAAGGAACACAAUCAAGAAGAUAAGGAAGUUCAAUAUCUUUCCAUGGCUGAGGACAUUCUUAAAUCAGUCACCAAACGAUCUCAGGAAAUAUUCAAGAAUUCGGAAGAGUUUACUGAAUUAUCUCAACUGCUAGAUCAAGUGCGAGAGGCGUUGAAAUAA